Molecule: messenger RNA, 318 nt
Organism: Didymodactylos carnosus
Lineage: Eukaryota; Metazoa; Rotifera; Eurotatoria; Philodinida; Philodinidae
Source: the annotation of a GenBank genome assembly
AUGUCAAAAUGUGAACUUUUUAUUAAAUUAUUAAAAAUGUUAGAUAGCGAACAAAUCGAUUUUGCAAGAGAAUUAUUAUCAAACAACAACAAGGAAUUAUUAUUCGAAUAUUUGGAUCAAGAUGGAAAUACAUUGUUACAUCGAUAUCUAAUAAAAAAUAAACCAGAAAUUGUACGUUUUUUAAUUAAAAAUGGAGCAAGUGUUAAUGUAUUGAAUAGAGAUGGUUGGUUACCAUUACAUUUGGCUGCCUUUUGUUGUUCAGAUUUAGACAUACUCCAAUGUAUUAUCGAUUCAUCUCACGGAAAAUAUACAAGAUGA